Molecule: messenger RNA, 1580 nt
Organism: Gopherus flavomarginatus (Mexican gopher tortoise)
Lineage: Eukaryota; Metazoa; Chordata; Testudines; Testudinidae
Gene: OLAH
Product: oleoyl-ACP hydrolase
Exons: 7
Coding region: 579-1334 (251 amino acids)
Biological process (GO): lipid biosynthetic process
Source: RefSeq, a predicted model, not a curated record
CCCAUGGGCAUAAGUAGUGUCUUCACGAAAAUGAAAACAACGAGGAGUCCUGUGGCACCUUAAACACUAACAGAUGUAUUUGGGCAUAAGCUUUCCUGGGUAAAAAACCCAGCACUUCAGCUGCAUGGUGUGAAAAUUACAAAUGCAGGCAUUAGCAUCAGGCUAUCCCCGAUACUUCACUGAAGAGCUACAGCCGCAUAGUUGCAGCUUUUUCACUGCAGACAAACGCUUAGACUGUGACUGUGGCCCGCUCCUUGUAUCAGUCUGUAAACACCAGGCAAACUUAAGCACGGAACAAACAAGGAUUCAUGCUCAACGGGGCCUCAGCCUGGGCUGGGUGCAGGACAGGGGCGUGCAGACAGGCAGCGGGGAGGUGACUUCUGCCUCCCUCAGUUUAGGCCGAGUGCUCCUGGGGCUCAGGCCAGCCAGACGAGCUCCCCCGGCCCUGGGGUAGUUUAGCGGGGGCAGCUGUGGGCGAGGUGCUGGGAGAUCCGGGCAGGUUGGGGGAGUUUCUACGAGCUCUGCCCCAGGCGUUGUUUGGGGCACGGCCCCCGGCCUAGGCACACGGUGCUGACGGAAUGGAGAAGGUUGUUGCUUGUCCAUACAGAAGGCCUAAUGCGCUUUGUAGGCUGAUUUGCUUCCCCUGGGCUGGAAGUGGCGCUACCCAUUUUGCACAAUGGGGGAAACACUUUGACAACUCAACAGAAGUUUAUUCUAUAAAGCUUCCUGGAAGAGGAUCUCGUGUUAAUGAACCUUUUGCAAAAGACAUGAAAACUAUCGUUAAUGACAUUACUAGUGUUUUGCUUCAAGACUUGGAAGAGAAACCUUUUGCAUUAUUUGGUCACAGUUUUGGAUCAUAUGUUAGUUUUGCGGUUGCAGUACACUUGAAAGAAAAAUAUGGAUUACAACCAGUGCAUCUUUUUGUAUCAAGCGCAAGUCCCCCACAUACAACAUUUUGUUAUCCUCUCUACACGGUAAAAGACCAAAACGAAGAAGAAAUUAUCAAAUUGAUACAGUCUCUUGGAGGUAUUCCUCCUGAGUUUCUGCAGAACAAAAAUAUUAUGAAACACUUCAUUCCUGCAUUAAGAGCAGAUAUCGCAGUUAUUCAGUCCUUUCUCUUUGAGGAACAGGUAAUGGAUGGUCUCUCUUGUGACCUUACAUGCUUUGGUGGGUCUGAAGAUUUGCCAUUUGAUUUAGAAGCAUGGAAAGAUGUAAUAAGUGGAGAUACCACUAUUCACAAGCUUCCUGGAGGACACUUUUAUCUGCUGGACCCUGCUAAUGAAAUUUUCAUGAUAGACUAUAUGAAAAAAUGUAUAGAAACUGCUGAUCUCUGAGUAUUUGUCUUUAUUUUGCUGGGGGAGAGGUCAAAGAUUAGUCCAAAACAGUAAAUAAUACAAAACAUUUUUUAUACAAAUUUACAACUACCACAGUGACAAAGUAAGCAACUUUCUGUAGCAACAGGGCUAACAGUUGAUGUAUUAAUACAGGUGCAUCCUACAGCCAAAGGUUUUUCCAGGAUAUAAUUUAUGACGAUACUUAGGAAAAUUCUGAUUCUUAAAAAUAAACAGCCAGUACAUUAA